CGGUGUGGGGCGGGCGGGCGCUGCGGCGGCCGGGGCGGCUGCUUCCUCGGGCCAUUUUGCUGAGGAGCUACGGGGAGGAGGAGCUGCCGAGGAGACCCGCGGCGAGGAGCGGCGAGCCGGGGGAGGCGGCGGCCGCGCGCGCACCGGGCUUUCCUCGAUCGCGGGGAUCUCGAGGGGCGAAGGGAUCGCCGGGGAGGGGGACCGAAGAGCCGCGCCCGCCGCGCGGCGCGCCCCUUCCCGCCCCCUGCACCAUGAGCUGGGGCACCGAGCUCUGGGAUCAAUUUGACAACUUAGAAAAACACACACAGUGGGGAAUUGACAUUCUUGAGAAAUACAUCAAAUUUGUAAAGGAAAGGACAGAGAUCGAACUCAGCUAUGCAAAACAACUCAGGAAUCUUGCAAAGAAAUACCAACCUAAAAAGAACUCGAAGGAGGAAGAAGAGUACAGGUACACGGCAUGUAAAGCCUUCCUUUCCACCCUGAACGAGAUGAAUGAUUACGCGGGGCAGCACGAAGUUAUCUCCGAGAACAUGACCUCCCACAUCACUGUGGAGUUAGCCCGCUACGUCCAGGAGCUGAAGCAGGAGAGGAAAUCGUACUUUCACGAGGGGCGGAAGGCACAACAGCACAUAGAGAUCUGCUGGAAACAACUCGAAUCCAGUAAAAGGCGGUUUGAACGGGACUGCAAAGAGGCGGACCGGGCGCAGCAGUACUUCGAGAAGAUGGACGCCGACAUCAAUGUCACCAAGGCCGACGUUGAGAAGGCGCGCCAGCAAGCUCAGGUGCGGCACCAAAUGGCCGAGGACAGCAGAGCCGAUUACUCGUCGAUUCUCCAGAAAUUCAACCGCGAACAGCACGAGUACUACCACACUCACAUCCCCAACAUAUUCCAGAAAAUACAGGAGAUGGAGGAACGGAGGAUAGUGAGGAUUGGGGAGUCGAUGAAGACCUACGCGGAGGUCGAUCGGCAGGUGAUUCCGAUCAUUGGGAAAUGCUUGGAUGAGAUAGUAAAGGCGGCCGAAUCGAUCGAUCAGAAGAAUGAUUCACAGCUGGUAAUAGAAGCGUACAAGUCCGGGUUUGAGCCUCCCGGCGACGUUGAAUUUGAGGAUUACACUCAGCCCAUGAAGCGCACCGUGUCGGAUAACAGUCUCUCGAACUCCAGAGGAGAAGGCAAAGCAGAGCUCAAAUUCGGUGGCAAAUCCAAAGGAAAGUUAUGGCCAUUCAUCAAAAAAAAUAAGCUUAUGUCCCUUUUAACAUCCCCCCAUCAGCCUCCCCCUCCUCCCCCUGCCUCUUCCUCACCCUCUGCUGUUCCCAACGGCCCCCAGUCUCCCAAGCAGCAAAAGGAACCCCUCUCCCAUCGCUUCAACGAGUUCAUGACCUCCAAACCCAAAAUGCACUGCUUCAGGAGCCUAAAGCGUGGGACUCAGUCUUUCUGUUUUCACAAAGAACUCAUGAAGAGGACACUAGGGAAGCCCACGUGUGCUUUUGAAGCUAGGGACUAUGUUCUUUCUCUCAAGCUGGGCGCGACGCCAGAGGAUUUCAGCAACCUCCCGCCGGAGCAGAGAAGGAAAAAGCUGCAGCAGAAAGUCGAUGAAUUAAAUAAAGAAAUUCAGAAGGAGAUGGAUCAAAGAGAUGCUAUAACAAAAAUGAAAGAUGUUUACCUAAAGAAUCCUCAGAUGGGAGACCCAGCCAGUCUGGAUCACAAAUUAACAGAAGUCAGCCAAAAUAUAGAAAAACUGCGGCUGGAGGCCCAGAAAUUUGAGGCCUGGCUGGCCGAGGUGGAAGGCCGGCUGCCAGCACGCGGCGAUCAGGCCCGUCGCCAGAGCGGACUGUACGAUGCCCAGGACCCGGCCACGGUCCCCAACUGUGCUCAGGACCGCGAGAGCAGCCCAGAUGGCAGUUACACGGAGGAGCAGAGUCAGGAGAGUGAGGUGAAGGUGCUGGCCGCGGACUUCGACGACGAGUUUGACGACGAGGAGCCCCUGCCGGCCAUCGGGACUUGCAAAGCCCUCUACACGUUCGAAGGUCAGAAUGAAGGAACCAUCUCGGUGGUUGAAGGAGAAACACUGUACGUCAUAGAGGAGGACAAGGGUGACGGGUGGACCCGCAUCCGGAGGAGCGAAGAGGAAGAGGGCUACGUCCCCACUUCGUACGUCGAAGUCUAUUUGGACAAAAAUGCCAAAGGUGCUAAGACUUAUAUUUAAUACAACUUAAAAAAAAAAACUUAAAAAAAAAAUGGCGGUGUCUGUCCCCACAGCUGUGACGGUUGCAGGCAGAUCUUCACCAGUCCGGAUGGAGGACACCGGCGGCGUGUCGUCGGGCCGCACGCGGUGGGCGCGUGGGCGUCUUAACCCCCGACUUUCCCUGGCUGUAGUUUUGACCAUAACCGAGUGUCCCUGGCUAACGAAACUGUGUAGAAAGCUCCAGCUGCCAACUUACCAUUCUGUCGUUUGAAACCCACAAGCGUUUCCUCCUCCGGCCAGAUCUGUAGGCUUCCAGAGAAAAAGUGGCCCUUCUGGCUUGCGGUCGGUAUUUCCGCACUGAAAAGUCCACACGCGUCAGAACGGGGCGCGUGAGACUUCAGCCCUCCCGUUUAUGGCCCGCGUCUGCGGCAGAUUGAACUACCUUAGGGCGUUCCGUUUUGUAGCUUAAUACAUUGAACUUCGCUAGUUUGUUAGUUUGGUCUUCCAGUCUUCUGCUUUGGAGGAAGUCCAAAAUAAAACCUCCCCCUUCUUGAGGAAAGAAUAAGGAGAUUCUUACGUUGGUACUAAACUGUGUCUUUUUCCGUAAACAUAUGAUUAUCCCGAUCACGUCUGCGCGAUCCCAGACGACCCACCGAAAUCUGCAAAAGCUCAGUUCACAGUUAACUAGUUGACUUUAACGUCAGACCACCGAGCUCCCCGCCGUGUCGCUGACAGAGCCCAUCAGAUGUCCUGGUGCUGUUUCGGUAACAGAAAAACCAGCGAGUCUCUGUUGGAGCAUUCGUGGUAAAUGGGGCGCUGUGCAGCCCCCACGUCCCCGGGGGAGCUGUAAAUAGAACCUGGUGCGCCACCGGCUGUUUCUGGCACGCAGACCCCAACUAAUCGCUUUUCAAAGGUGUUUUGUUUUACCUUAAUCACUGGCACUCUUUAAGCCCCUAAAUAUGACUUGACGGACAGCCGUUGGAGAAUUGCUCGCUUGUUUUGUGUCUUUAACCAAGGCCGGCAUGAAAUAGAGCGUUUCACCGUCUUGAAAGGAAUCUGGGUCACGUGGGGAUUUGCAUUUUUUUUAAUUGGCAAGAUGCGUAGUGAAAUUGAUCACAUGCAUAGACGGGUACCGAGCCCAGUGGUUGUCCCCAUUUCAGGAACCUACCAGAGAACCAGCUCAGAGUAAAGGGGUCGGGCUGAGAUUUUCCUUUUAUUUGGCUUUGAAGAUUGUUUCUUCGCGUCUUUCCUACUUUUAAAUAGGAGAGCAGCUCCUUGCUUUUACACUGUGAGCUCCUUUUAUGAGCUCAAGCCAACUGAAAGCUGACUACAAAAAAAUAAUAAUAAUAAAUAAAGCUGGUUUUAAAAGCAGCCGCAGGUCAGGAGCAGGUGCACCCGGCAGGUGAUACGAGUGCUUGUUGCAGAUUGCGGCAGAAAGUUCCCGACAUUCCCCAAGGACCACCAAAACGGAACUUAGUAGCUGCUUAACGACGGCCUGAUUUGUAAAACUCAUUUUCUUUUGAAAUAAUCGUAGAUUCCCGGGAGUAGUUCCCGUGGGGGCUGCACAGCGUCCCGUACAGAGAGACCAAUUUAGUUUCGUGUGCAUUUAUUCCACUUGUGCUGACGUACUGUUGGUAACGCCAUUCAUCCUGGGCCCCAGACCUCUGAGGAAAAUUCAGUUCCCCUUUUUAUAAAUCCUGCUGCUGGAGCUGAAACCGCAGGGCUCCCUCUGAGUGAGCAGGAGGUCGCCGCGUUAGGCAUGGGCCCACGCGAACGGGAGACCCGAGAUACUAAAAUGAAAGCUUUCUGUCCGAUGAUGGACUCGUUUCCAGACGAUGCCCUGCUUGCGGGAAGCAAAUUAGACGUUGAAGAAGUCUUAAAAUGGCCAAGAAAACGUUAGCCUUUUGAAGCCUCCCUUGGAAAGUGUGACAGUGCAUGAUUCCCCCCCCCCUUGUGGUUGUGCGUAUUUGAUUCAGAAAAGGGCUCAGUUGCGUUGCAGGGGGCCUGGCGGCCCGUUUGGGCGCGUCGAUGACCAUGCCUGGCAGUUGUGUGCCCCAGGCCCUUAGCAGAGGCCGCUCCAGAAUUGCGGACAGCACUGUGACACUGGAGCUUCCGUGGUCAGCGCACCGAGUAUUAAAAGAAAUCCCCAAACCAUUCCCCAAGAAUCAGGAUGGCCGUUUCUCCCAGGACAUGUACUCUGGGAUUCUGUCCCCCAGUUUCCAGCUAAAAUAAGAGAAGGCAAGUAAGUCUCAGCUUGUUUAGGAAGCUCUCUGCUUUGUAGAGACACACUUAGAGGUCACUGGUGUGCGCCAGAACCUGACUUCCCCACUCGGUCUCUGAAGCCGGUCGGGAUCCCCAAAACACCUCCCCCCCCUCCCCGCAAACCAAUUGGGACUGCUUCCUGCCCCCCAGAACUCAAAGCGGCUGUUUUGUGCCCAUGCACGUGUGUGUGUGUGUGUGUGUGUGUGUGUGUUGUCUACGAUGUGACUAUUUAAGAAUUGCCAAAAUAUUUAGACUAGAGGAACGUCCCAAGGGUCCGUUGGAUUGUGACUUCUCUUCUUUUAUGGUUCGGUUUUGUUUUUUAAAUUGCUUUCUGUUAAAUAUGUCCGUAACCCCCUCCUCACCACCGGCCCCCCAAUAUAUUUGUAUAUACUGCAAUUGAAGAACUAGAAGGAUGACUUGAAUUCGUUGUUUUAACGUUUUACUCUUCUGUCUGUUUGUUUUAUUGGUGAUUUUCUGCUGCCUAAUGACCGUUUCUGUUUUUGUAACCGAUGGGGAAGCCGGAAGGACUAGGUCCGCUGCCGGCUGCUCCUCAUCCAGUUUAUUGUAGACACUUGGGCUCUGAGUAAGUUUCGUUUAAUACGGCCACCACCACUGUCUCUCUCUCCUUACGCUAAAAGAAAAGAAUCUGGCACCUUCUGGUUGUACCCUCGUAUCUGCCUCUCUAAUAAACGUAUUUUUCUCAGUG
Messenger RNA from Suricata suricatta (meerkat), 5151 nucleotides. RefSeq names its product formin binding protein 1 (gene FNBP1). Gene Ontology annotation, molecular function: protein binding. The transcript has 17 exons. The record is from RefSeq and is a predicted model, not a curated record. Bases 252 to 2204 code for a protein of 650 amino acids. Gene Ontology annotation, biological process: signal transduction; endocytosis. Lineage: Eukaryota; Metazoa; Chordata; Mammalia; Carnivora; Herpestidae.